AUGUAUCGCAAGGUUAAUGAUGACGUCUGCUUGGUAAAGGGGAACAAUCAUCAGUUUGCUUUUAGUAUCAUGCUGACCUGUGCGAGGUUUGGAAGUAAAAGCGUUUUUAUUCCACUGUCAACAGCAUACCAGGUGAAGAUUUAAGUAUGAUUAAUUUUUUCAAGAACAAAUGAACGAAAGACGUGAUGUGACUUACAUAAUCAGAAAUUCACCCUCGUCUGAAAGACUUAUUCUUCAUUAUAGUUCUUUUCCCGAAAGGUAGCUAGAGAUGUUUCGUUUUUCAGAGCUUGUUUUGAAAAUAUCUACGAGAUUAGAGUCUUUCUUGUCGAUUUUUAUUUAACACUUUAAAUCGUUUCGUUACACGUGCGAUCAUUAGAUCUUAAAAAAUCUUCGUCCAAAUUAUUGAUAGGUUUUGAUCGUAGGGUACCGUGCUAAAAUUUAAUCGUGGAUCUGAGAAAAGUUUAGACCUGCAUACAAAAAAAGCUUUGGUGCAUCAGCAGUGUUAUCAGACAGUUGGCUGUAAUCAGACACCUGUAAUCAGACAGUUGAAGCAGCCAAUCAUUCUAAGUACACUCAGCUAAAUCCACCAAUCACAGAAUUGAUCACAAUAACCAUAGCAACAACCACUUACCCAAAAAAAAACUGGAAUAUUUCCAAAUUUUUUGCUUUAGACAUUGUCCCAACUUGAGAUGUUGGUCCUUAAUUUAUCUUUUUUCGGAAAUUGUAAUGGUUAUGAUUAAUUGGUAACAUGACUUCAUGUCAUCCAAUUCUGUCUGUAAUCAUACAAGUGAUUGACAAAUUGGACUCCCCUUCACUGUUGUAAUCACUUAUAUGAUUACUAACCCUAAGCAAUGGACUCCACCUGGUCCUGUUACCAUUAUUAACUAUCAUAACAUCUUCUCACCAUUGAAACAUUUGUCACAUUUGUGGAAAGUAUUGUGUUUUGGGUGUCCCCCCCUUCCCCUUCCCUGCUCCAUUCACCGCUUGCAACAGCAUGUUUUUGCAUCAAGAUUUGUCCUUCAAAGAAUAAUAAACCCUCUAAAUUGGAGAUAGUGGCUACUAAGGUUGUUGGAUGAGGAGGGUUAAAUAUGAUAGUUUGCUCUAUAGAUCCUCAAAGACACAAGUGUAGACUUGUUCAAAAAGUGCAAUUAACGUAGACUGUAUGUGUUUUAGGUUGUAGGAAAACGCUCUCUUCAUCGAGAGCCCUUGCAUCCAGAAUGGGCUGAACUGGCAAAGAAGCAGUUAAAAGGUGCUGAUCCAGAAAAAAAGUUGACAUGGCAUACUCCUGAGGUAAUUGGUUCAGCAAUAACCAGCAAUAACCAGCAAUAAUAGUUAGAGUAACUGUUGUGGUUUAAAAACUUUUUUAAGAACAACCUUUGGUGUAAACAAUUAAAAAAUUUUGAGCUGUUUAAUCAUCUUAGCAAGAGAUUGUUCUUAAAAACUUUUUUUUUCUAUGUUUUAUCCUGGUUGUGGCCCUUUAAUAUUUUCAUUUAUGGUUAUGUCUUUUUAAUGACAAACAACAAACAAGAUAGACUUACUAAAGUCAACAAAGCAAGUGCCGACUGGGUUGUGCAGAUAAUUAGUAGUAGGUUGUCUUUUACUAAGGCUUGCAAUAAACAAUGCUUUUUCCAUGAUUCAUGAAAAAUAAUGGUGAAACUACUGAUUAAUGAGAUAUUUACCACCUUACACAGGGUAUUGAUAUCAAACCUGUGUAUACUAAAACAGACACACAGCACUCUGAGGAAGAAAUACCUGGAAAUUUUCCAUUUACCAGGGGACCAUACCCUACCAUGUACACUAACCGGCCAUGGACCAUCAGACAGGUAUGUUAAUUGAAGACCUCACAGAAGAUGAAAGAUGGUGAGAUGUAAGGUGUAAUUGUAAUUUAACCUUUACACCCUAACAUCAAUAUGCAUAUUCUCCAUACUUUCUCUACACUUUUUUUAAGGUUCUGAAAAGGAGAAUUUGUUUAACAAUCAGGAGCUUAUUUAGUUGUUGAUCAUUUCCCUUAUUCUUAUGACCUUAGUGUUUUAUUCAGGUACAAUCUUGUAAGGAGAAAUUAGAUGCCAGUCACUCUUGGGGGUUAAAGGGUUAAGUGAGUCAGACUCUGACAGCUGCCAGAGCUUACCUCAGUUUCUGUAAUAAUGAGACAAAAUGGAGUAUUACUCCUUCUUCUGCUCAUUUUCUCUCCUUGAUGAAGAGAGGUACUGUAAUGGUAAGAUAUAAAACUGUGACUUCCAUCUGGGCACAAACCUGGACCUUUUGAUUUUGGGUCUCUAACUGAAUAUAAUACAUCUAAUCAACCUUAGGCUUGUAACUGCAAGGAUCUGAUUAUUAAUUCUCCCCAAUAGCUGCAACACAUGUCCUUGUAAAUUAGCUGCAAGAAUUUGGUGUUAGAUUAAGAAAACAACUUCUACCUGAUACAUUUGAGUAUUCUCAUUACCUGUUUGCUGGAUAGUGGAUGAAUAUUGUAGGGAGAAGUUACAUUUGAAUCACUUCUGGGAGUUAAAGGGUUAACUUGCACCAAGAGGUCACCACAUCUCUUGAAGAGUAGUAUUGUUACUGGGAAUAGUGGAAAUAUAGUCCAUUAAUUUAUCAGUUGACUCAAAAUGACCCUUGUAGCAGUCCUACUUAGGCUGUGGAUCAAGGGAGAUGUAAGGGGCUACACAAGCUUUGCUUGGCCAUUACACCCUAACUUCAGCAUGCAUAUUCUUCAUACUGUUCGCUAUACAUUUCCCAGGGUGCUGGCAAGGAGAAUUUGUUUAACAAUCAAGAGGUUCUUGAGUUAGUGAUCAUUUCUUUGAUUCUUGCAACUUUGAUGUUUGAUUCUGGUGUGAUUUUGUAAGGAGAAAUUACAUGCUAGUCACACUUAGGGGUUAAAGUUUUCAGAUACAAUAAAGACAAUUUCUAAAUUGAAGUUGUGAGAAUAUCACAAUUUCUUCUUUCUGUAUCUGUUUACCAUAAAAAAUGAAACCUCAAAUAUUGGGAUUGAAAUUGUUAUUUUAGAAGAUAGAUAGUGUUCCUCUAAAAUUCUCAGAGAUCAAUGCGUGUAUCUGGAAAGGUCAAAUACAAGUCAGUGUUUUCAAAAAGAAAUCCCUGAGUAGAUUGUCUUUGAUUUCCACCACCAAGUACCCUGCUAAUCCUGAGGUUGAGAUCCCUAUAAUUAGAUCUUAUCAGAUCUGGCCAGCACAAUUUUUUUUAUUUCACUUUAUUUAUUUAACUGGGAAAACUUCUUUCAUCAAUCAUGUUGGCCAGCCCAGUCUACUCUUGGGGAGGUAAGUGAAAUAAAGAGCAUGAUAUGUGAAUUAGCCCAGCUGAUAGUUAAUUAAAGCCAAUUAUUUUAAAGAAAUUCCUUUAUUGUUUGCAGUAUGCAGGUUUUAGUACUGUUGAGGAAAGUAACAAGUUUUACCGUGACAAUAUAAAGGCUGGACAGCAGGGACUUAGCGUUGCAUUUGAUCUUGCUACGCAUAGAGGGUGAGCAAAUUGUAUCUAUAGAUAAAUGAAUGAAGACACUUAAUGGUAUAUAGAUGUAAUUCAGUCACAUUAUUGCCUGGAGUGUAUCAAAUUACAUGUAGAGUAUGUCAAUUUACUCCUCAAUGAAACUUUUGUUAUGGAGAAAACCAGUCCAGAAAACCCAUCAGAGAAAGGAGCAUGUACAGUAACUGGAACAAUGAGGAAUGUGAAACAGCGAUUUUAAAAGAGAAAACAUGUCACAAAGACUUGGAAGUUUUAGUAGUGAUUUAUUAAUGACUCUAUCUGAAGCAUUAAUAAAGGGAGAUUACAUGUUUUCCUAUAUUUUGGGUAUAAAACAGUUGCAAAUUAAAGAACUAAGACAUGAUCAAAUGCUAAAGACUUGUAUCUGUCCAAGUUUGUCUGCAAAAUGGCACUUAAAACUGAAAACUGGCUAAAGGCAGAUCUGGCACAAUAUUGGCACUGAGAAAUUCAGGAGUAAAUCAUUGUCUCUUGUGCAUAACAUGAAACUUUAAAGCAAAUGUAAUUAAAUUUUGUUACACGUGGUCUUGCACCUCUUAAGGUUAGCAUUUGACCCAGGUCUCUCUCUGUAAACAAAACAUUAAGUAAUGGUAAUACGACUGAGUGGAGCCCAAUUUAGUCUGUAAUCAUACAAGUGAUAGCAAAAUUGGACAACCAAGCAGCAGAAGUCUGAUUUGUUAUCAGGAGUAUAAUUACAGACUAAAUUGGAAUCCACAAAGUCUUAUUACCAUUUAAUCAACAUAAAAAUUACAAUUUCUGAGAAAAGAAGAGAAGCCCCAAUUUAGGAGUCUGUACACUGUUUCUAUGGUGAUUGAAAACAUAAUUAUGAGUUGUUGAUUUAAACUACAAUUUUAAAUGUGAUUGGUUGAUUUAAACAACAACUUGUGGUGGCAAGUUAUUUAAAGGAAAAAGUUUUAAAAACCAAUCACAAUCGAGGAAUUUGGAACUUUUCUGAUUACAUCUCGAUAUUUAUCUUAGUUAUGAUUCAGACAACCCAAGGGUUCUUGGUGAUGUUGGAAUGGCUGGAGUUGCAGUGGAUUUAGUAGAAGACAUGAAGGUAUAUAUUGACUUAUUCAAAUAUGAUGUUUGCAUUUUCAUUGCCACUCAGAUCAUGUUGUGAUUCUCUGGUGUGCCACAAUUGAACACUUUGUGACAAGCAGUGGCAUGCUCGGCAGUAUAUUCAAGGUGAACAAUUCCAAACCCCAAAAUAAAUCAUUGCAUGAUGUGAAUUGAUCAGCAACAAUGAUGUAGAUGCAUUGGCAGAAUCCAUCAAUUUUAAGGUGGCAUCUUGAGGAAGGAGGCAGAUUCAAAACAUUGUGAAAACAAAUAUCAUUAACAUUUUAAGAAAUGAUUGCAAAUACAAAUGUAAGCAAAUUUAUCAGUAAACAAAAGUAUUGAUUGUUUGUUAGAUGCUAUUUGACGAUAUACCUUUGGAUAAGAUGUCAGUUUCCAUGACAAUGAAUGGUGCUGUUUUACCAGUGUUGGCAAUGUAUAUUGUGGCAGCAGAGGAACAAGUAAGUAUUAUGACAUCUUGUAUACAGUGUUAAGUGUCAUAGUGUCACUGAUCAAGCUUGGAAUCCAAAGGCUUGGGUGUUGGCUAAGUUCUUUUUUGUGUUAUUAUGGAUGGGGGAUAAAGUUGAAGUUAAUAAAUUUCCACAUCAUGAGACAGGUCAACAUGGGGCCACUAUAGCCAAACAAGCUAAUUCAUUAAAGCAUUUCGUCACAGUAUACAGUAAAGGGAUAACGCCAUCAAAGUUAUGGACAAGUUCCAGGAACAUGUUCUCAUUGUUGCUUUCUUUGAUUUGACUCUCAAAGGAUGUGUGAGUGACUUUGUUAAUUGGUGUCAAAACUUCUUGAAAACUUUUUCUUGGAACAUUAUCAAGUUACCUUGAGGUAAUAGAGAGUUUAAACCAGCCACAAGCUCUUUUGUCAUGUUUGCAAGAUUGAAGCAGGUUAUCUCCGGUGGGUAAGACUGGCCCAUUUUGCCAGCAGGGUUAUUCAAUUAGAACAUGAGAUUGGUCUCGCAUUGCAUGCUUGUAGAGCUAGUAGAAUAAUUAAGACCUGUACAUUGUAUAUACAUGAAUCGUCACAAGGUUACUCCAAAUUUCCUCAAGGAAAAUAUUUUAAGGGAAAUUGCCAUCAGCCAACUUUAAGUUCAAAGUUCACAGCGUAAAAUAGAGUUAGUUAUGAUGAAUGAGAUCUUUUAGAAGUAGAAGUUUGUUAUGUUUGCGACUUGACUUUUAGGGAGUAAAACAAGAGCAGCUUUCAGGAACCAUUCAGAAUGAUAUCUUAAAAGAAUUUAUGGUGCGCAAUACUUACAUCUUUCCUCCUGAACCAUCCAUGAAGAUCAUUGGGGAUAUCUUCUCUUACACAUCACAGGUACAUAGUACAUGCAGGUGUAAAAUGUCUAUCUUUCAGCUUAAUGAAUGAUUAAUGAUGGGAGUCAAUUAAAGUAGAUAACAUCAGUCUCCUAUCCCAAGGGGAAGAGUAGAAUGAUAAUCACCAGAUGUCAUACGUUGCCUUGCUUGGUACUGGUAAUACUAUUUAGGUUAAAUUGACUGUCACCAUAGCCAUCCUGAUACUUUUUUUCAAAUUUUUUUCCAAUACUUCUUUUUUUGACAGAAUAUGCCAAAGUAUAACAGUAUUUCCAUCUCUGGCUACCACAUGCAAGAAGCUGGAGCAGAUGCUGUGUUGGAAAUGGCUUUCACUCUAGCUGAUGGCCUGGAGUACUGCAGAACAGGUAAGGGAAGAACACUGGUAGAGUAAAGUACAGAGAGAGAAGUCAUGUACUUUGUAUAGUGAUGGAAGCUCUUUUUAAUUUUUUCAUGCUGAUUAAAGGUGUGUCUGUAGGGAUCAUCUAAAGACUUUGAAGUAUUACAUAAUAAUAACAAUGAAGAGCAAGAGAAUGGUGUUUUAGGGUUGAAGCUAGUUGUUUUCUCGUGGAAUAGUUUUAUUGUCUUACAUAAAGUUACAAAACCAGUGGCCCAUCACUCUUCUGACUUGCCAUCUUCUUUCAGGACUCAAAGCUGGACUGAACAUUGACAGUUUCGCACCCCGUCUGUCCUUCUUCUGGGGAAUUGGAAUGAAUUUCUACAUGGAAAUAGCAAAGAUGAGAGCUGCCCGUAGACUGUGGGCUCGUCAGAUUGAGGAAAAUUUCAAACCAAAGAAUAUGAAGUCCUGCAUGUUGAGGACUCAUUCCCAGACUUCUGGCUGGUCUCUCACUGAGCAGGUAGUGAAUUUCUCUGCACAUUUUUUUCCCUGAAAAAAGUGGUUGUUAGUUAUAAAAAUGACUGCUAUCUCAAGGGCAAAACACAGUAACUCAAUUUCAUUGGUCAUGAUUUAGUUAUCAAUUCCAUUAGCGUAGCGUCUUAAUUUUUGUUGUACUUUUUUAGUUGUUUUUAGCAAGGUAACAGACACCUCAAAUGAAAGAUUCAGAGCAAGAACCAGUCAAUAGAGUUUUUUCUCAUUUUUUCUGCAAAAUGAUGUCAGAAUCAUGCAACAAAAUUCUUAACAAAUUCCUUUCGAUUUUGUAGAGAAACAUUUUCUCCUAAAGGUUGAACGUUUUGUUUACAAACGCCUUUUUGUCUUCGAGAAAUAAAUUCCAUUUAGACAAAAAAAUAUGAGGUUUUCUCGCCGCGUUCUCCACAUACUUGUUAUAGGAUCAGGGAAAAUAGAAACCUGCAGUUGCCAAAUUUGUCAUGAACUAGUGUACGGGUAAUUUUUCUCCACAAAUGCAGUUUCUCAAGCUAUUCACAAGUUAAAAUUGAUAUGAUGUAAUGGACCUCAAUUGAGAUGUAGUAUAUGCAAGACUGUGUUUAUUAUUUUUGUCUACAAUUAGGAUCCAUACAACAACAUUAUCAGGACAACAAUUGAGGCGAUGGCAGCUGUUUUUGGUGGAACCCAGUCCUUGCAUACCAACUCGUUCGACGAGGCCUUGGCACUACCCACGCCUUUCAGUGCCAGGAUUGCUCGUAACACACAGAUCAUUCUUCAAGAGGAGUCUGGCAUUCCUAAUGUAAUCCUCGAUUGAUUUUCAAUUUAAAUCAAGAAUUGUCCUCACUGAUUUCUUUUGAACUUUUUCUAACUCAGAUGUAAAGAUAAAGAAAUGUGACAUCGUUACUCACGUGAAUUUUUUUUUCCCUUAGGUUGCAGACCCAUGGGGUGGAUCGCAUAUGAUGGAGUGUCUCACAGACGAGAUAUACGAAAAAGGCCUGGCUGUUAUUAACGAGGUUAGUAAUUUAAGACCAAUGCCAGAAAGAAACGGUAGUAGUCAUUGGAUGCGUAAAGCGUGUGCGGGGCUGAACGUGAAUAUGUGAAUAGGGUGGUAAGGAACUUUACUUGUGAAUAGCGCGGGAAAACUGUGACUUGUGGAAAGCUGUAGAGAAAUAGCGUGGGAAAAAGGGAGAAGGAAACAGCAUAGCUUUUAGCAAAUGGAGGAAAAAGUCCAGGCUUGAGCGAGAAUAGUGGCUUUUAUCAAUCGUGAAAAAAAGUGGCUUUUGGCAACUGUGAGAGAAAGUGGUUUUCGGCAAGUGGGACGAAAAAGUGUAGUUAUAAUCAUGGAACAUUAUAAUAUGAGGAAAAGCGGUGCGGUCAGAUAUACUAUGCUCGAAAAUUCUAGCAUUACGCUUUUGAGCGUCACCCCCUGAAAACAUAGCAUUAUCCUCAAAAUUAUGACUUUGAUUAUGAUUUUGUAUCAACCUCCAUUUAAAACUUCAAUUUAAGAGCGUUAAAGAGUCCUUCGAUCCCCCACCCCCCCCCCCCUCCCUAAAACUUACUAGGGCCUAACUGAAAUGUAGAACAAAACAUUUUAUUGGAAUUAAUUCUCAGGGCUAAACAUAUUGUUGGACUAAAUAAGUACUUAAGGUAAAAGGCAUUCAAUUUAUUGUAGACCUCCCCUAAAAAAGUUACAGAAAAGUACUAGAAACUGCGUUUGAGACGUAUAUGCUGAAAACGACCCUGAAAACUUCAUUGUGAAAGUACUUGGGACGUACUUUAACAGGUUUUUGCUGAAUAAUUUUUACCGGCUUAUUAUAUAGAUACCGAUGAGAUACCAGGAUUUUUCCUUUUACUAAAAAAUCAUUUCCUCAUCGCGCGCAGUGAAGAUACUACUUUUAUCUUUCACCUGUGAGGAUAUUGGUGUCGAUAUGGUUACUGCCAUGAUUAGCCAAUUAUAAGAGAGCUGACUAUGGCAUUAUGCCCGAAAUCAUGCAGGUUUAAUUAAUCUGAGCCUAAAAAACGGGAUGAAUUUUAGUUUGUGGUAGCGCUGUUAUAGCAAGAUGUAGCUGAUAUUAUGGUUACGGUUAAAUUGUACUCUCUGUGGAGUGAUAUAAGUUGAAGCUGUAGUUCCCAAAUGAAGCGUUUAAACAACAAUGAUUCUCUUCUCCGGUGGUUUUUUUCGGACCGUGUUAAUAAAAUAAGAAAGUUUACUGCUAGAAUUUGAUAAUCAGGUUGAAGAAAUGGGAGGUAUGGCUAAAGCUGUUGCUGCUGGAAUGCCGAAACUGAGAAUUGAGGAAUGUGCAGCCAAGCGACAAGCUAGGAUUGACUCGGGAUCAGGUAACUAUUGAACAUCUUGGAGGUCGAAUGUGCUGUUGUGGUUGCAUUCUGAAGAUUUGAAUUCAGGUAGAAAUAAUUGAUUCGUUGAUUCUGAGAAACUUUUCGCAAAAAAUGAUUUUCAAAUUGUCAAGAAUCCUUGACUUAUUAUAAUAUUCGGCUCUUUACUUAACGUUUUAUGGGCAUGGGUGAUGGGUAUAGACUCGUUAAAAAGGAACUGGAAAGCAGGAUAACUAAACAGAGUACAAUAUACCCCUUUAAACCGUUUUUUGUUUCCGUGUUAAGUCACCUACAUUGUCGAAUUUCGAAUGUGGUCAAAUCAGUUUCCUCUCCAAGUCUGGCAUGUCACCUAGUAGACAAGGGAGAUCAGCGAAGAGAAGGCUGUCUUUUUGUUUCCUCUACAGUUUAGGAAACCCAUCGAAGUACACAUGGUUGUCAGUCGUGACGCACCGAUGGAAAUUAUUGAUUGCAUGUUUCUCUAUACUUGUGGCUUUUACUCGCCUGUAGCACACGUAACUUUCUCCUGCACGUGCUGGUCUUAAUUACUCGCGUCCAGUUCAAUCGAUUGCCUGCCAUGCAGACUGAUUUCUCUAAAGCCAGUGACACACUUGGCAAUUUUAUACGCUGGGCGCGGCAAUCGGCGAAAAUCGCCACACGUGUGCCCAGUGCAGCGACUGCGAUUUUCGCCGAUGUCUGGCAUGUCAGAUAUCAGUAAUUUUCGCCGGCGAUCAAAUUCGCCGCGAUCGGUGAAUAAAAUCAGUUUUUCUCUCUUAGAAACUAUCGUCGGUGUUAAUAAAUACCGCUUGGCCAAAGAAGAAGAAAUAGACGUGCUUGUUGUGGAUAACACCAAAGUGCGAGAAAGCCAGGUAACUGUCAAGACUAAUUUUUUACCUUAAAUUUUCUCAAAAUAUGAACCAAUUCCUUUGCAUAAUUUUGUUCUGGAUCAGAGGGUUUCCCCAAAGCGUGAACGUUUUCAAGAAGAAGUCUAAGAGAGUUGAGCGGGAGCGUUACUUUUCUUGAGAUCUUUCGCUUUUUCGGUUCGACAAACUUUGACUUGAAUGAUAGGGACUUUGAGGAAAAAAAAACACAACCGCGACAGCAACGAGAACGUAGCAAAACAAAAGAUUUAAUUUGCAGAACAAAAGCUCAGCACGUGCGUUUUGGAACUUUGUACAUUUCUUAACCUUCCAUGCAUAACAACAAAGUGAAAUCUUCAAAUUUAGCGCACACUCAGAAAGUAAACCCACCGAGCUACUGGCGAAAUUAUUGGUAGAAAUGGAAGUUUAUUUUAGGCGAAAUUUCCCCUACAUCUUAAACUCCCUAAUAAACUUUCGUGGUUUGAUCCAAUUUGAAAGGAAAGAAGGAAGGUACCUCAAUAUUUUUUAGGAAAGUUUGACAAAGUAACGUUUUAUUAAUCACAUUAUUUAAAAUGUGUACUUAUUUAUUUACAAAUUUUUUAUUAUACAGUUGAAAUUUUGUCUCAAUCGAGUUUCGAACAACUCGUUGUAGAAAUCUUUUUUUUGCUAUUCUUAAUUUGGUGCAUUUGCUUUCUCUCAGCUCGAGAAAAUUAAGCGAAUCAAGGAGACGCGAAAUCAAGACGAGGUGAAGAUUUGAAAUGUUUGUUUUUAGUAGUAACGGAACUCUCCCAAGAGAGCAGUCUCUACCUUAGUUGGAAAAUAGUCUGCCUACGAACCGAGCUCAAAAGUCGUGGUUUACUGCGGUUUCCUUAGAUAAAGCAGCUAAGAGUAUUGGCACUCCCACUGUACGGAAUGUCGGUCAAUUUUCUGGUGCCCUAAGUAGAGAAAGGCUUUGAGAGAGAAAGAGUGACCUGUCCAAGCUCCAGUAAGCAGAGUUCGAACCUAGUCUUUGUGACCCAAAAUUUCCCUUGCAAGCAACUAGGCCACAAAUUGUACGCAGGGCCAGAUUAAAUCUCCCCGCUUAUGUGAAAGAGUGGCAUCCAUUGUUAAAUUUUUAUUCGCUAACGUACAUCUAGUGUGGAAGUCCACCAAUAGGCCAGUUUACAGUUGUGUACUUAGUUGCAAAACCUUUGAUUUGGAGUGAGGCUGAAGGUGAUCUUGUUGUGAUAGACACAUAUCAUAACAAGGUCACCCUUAGCCUCACUCCUGUUCAAAGGCUUGGCAACCAAGUCCGUAACUGUAAAAUGGACUAUUCUAAACGUUUUACUUUGCAGAGUUGAGUAAACAAGUUCAUUGAAACUUGCUUUCUUUUCACCGCAGGUGAAUCUUGCUAUGAAUGCCAUAUCAGAAUGCUGCAAGACGGGUGAAGGGAAUCUUCUUGACCUUGCUGUUAAGGUAAGCUUUCAACGUUUCCUUUUCGGUGACCAGCUUAUGUAAAUGGCGAAUCUGUGUUACAAAGCACGCUGAUUACUAAAGAUUGGUUUAAUAUCAGACAAGAGCAACUGUAUCUUUGAGUUACAGAACAAGAACAUAUUUAAGAAACACAAACUGCGGCUUGUAAAAAUCUUUAGAGCUCAUACUCAUUUACAUUAGUUAUUUUAUUGGUGAAAGGUCUUCAUGGUUUUGAGAAAAUAAAACCCGACUAAAAUUUCAGCUGGAGCGGGAUUCGAACCCAUCCUGAAUGAUGUCAUACCGCGAUAUAGUUUGAAACCUUCUUCAAGGCUGAUUUUCUUUUGAGGUUUAAUGUUGACUGCUUUAAAUUGUGUAUAUCUGCGAUGAUCUUUCAUCUUUGAUUAUCUCUAUUUCGAAGUCAAAUACACGAUAGUAGGCGGACAGGCCCCCAUCAAUUUAUUUGCACUCGCAUUGAGCAACGCGAGUCGGCGCGAGGUCAACAAGGGAUCUAGCGUGGAUAACUAUUAGCGCCAGACCCUCGGCUAGCUUCUCCCCGACUUGUCUCAAUUCUUAUUGCGAACGGAGAAACGUGCGUGCUGCAGCGCUAUCAGGGACCUUCAGCAAACCACGACAGCGACGGCAAUAAGGACGUCGCAGAAAAAUUAGAAAAAACGAUGAAAUGGGCAGAACUUAUUCCUUAGUGUUGCUGUCCUGACUGCUUAAGGUCCUUAUAAAAAUAAGGGUCUAUCAGCAGGCUAAGUAAACGAUAUCUAUGUAUUUGCAAUUUUUACCCUGCCUAUAACUCGUGUUAUCUUUGACUGCAAGGCGGUUUGUAUUUCUUUGAGGUGUGUAUAAUUACAAAUGACGGAGGUAAAAGGUAAAAUGUUCUUGCCUUUUUUUCUUUGUUUUUGAAGGCAUCAAGGGUUCGUUGCACCGUGGGCGAGAUUACCGAGGCAAUGGAAAGAGUAAGUGAUGAAAAUGGAACUUAAUUAGUGCGUCUAUGCGCAUAAGUCCUCGGCCGGAGAACGCCAUUGAUUUCCCUCAGUUGCCAGACGAGUCAGUCAAGCUUCCUUCAUGUUCAGCCUCUGUUCCUUUUCUCCUUUUCAACGGUUAAGUUGUAGUUAUAUACCAUAAAUUUGGAGAACCCAAAUUUAACAAGUUUCAACGCCCAUGUAAGAGCGGAAUGGAAAUGUCACAAGAUUUAUAAAGUGCGAGUAGACACAGACAGACUUAUUUUCUUCCCGAUUUAAGGUUGUUGGAAGGCAUGUCGCCAGUGAUCGCAUGGUCAGCGGUGCCUACAAAACAGAGUUUGGCGAAUCUGAUGAAAUCAGCCAGUGUAUGAAGAAAGUUGAGGUGAGUUGCUAUCUUACAUGGCCUGAAAAUCGGAAAAAUUAAAGAAACAGUCACGAGCAGACUUUCAAGAAGUAGCCCUCUCAGUGUUCUAUGCUGUAUAAAUUAAGGAAGAUGAGAAAAACGUAAUGAGUUCCGUUGGGGAAUCAUACCUCAGAUCUUGCCUCUAAAGAGAAGUAUAUUCUAAGCUAGGUCUUUACCGGGCUCAUUGCGUGCGGUGACGUUGUAGCGAUAUGCCUUUCAUUCAGACUCCCAGUCUGCGAAUUGGACCUUUACCAAGUUGGAGAGAGAAGCGCCGUUAUCGUUGUCACCUUUCUCGAAAGCUUGUUAAAUUUCCGACUGUUUUAAUUAGAAUUUGGAGCACAUAUGUAGGCUACGCGUACGCUUAACUUACACUGUUAAAUUAAGGGCGUGAUUGCUAUUUCGUACCCAGACCUUUGUGGAACAGGAGGGCCGUCGACCCAGGAUCCUUGUGGCUAAAAUGGGUCAGGAUGGUCAUGAUAGAGGUGCAAAGGUUAUCGCUACUGGAUUCGCUGAUCUGGGAUUUGAUGUCGACAUUGGACCUCUCUUCCAGGUGAGUGGCCUUACUCCAAAAGCGUCAAGUAAUUCGAUAGUCCGCCCAGAAAGACUAGGUCAUGAAUUUUUCCUUAUAGGUGGGCGACCUCUUUGGGGCGAUGCCCUGGAAAGGAAUGCCUAAGUUGAGUGAAAAUGAUGUGUUUUGUGCAAAUUGCUCUUCUUCUCGUCAUAGACUCCUAAUGAAGUUGCUCAACAAGCCGUGGACGCGGAUGUGCAUGUGGUGGGGAUUAGUUCCCAGGCUGCUGGACACAAGACCCUGAUUCCUGAAUUAAUAUCUCAGAUGAAGUCGAUGGGAAGAGGGUAAGUUUGAGGGUUUUGUGGUAGGGGCAAGGGUGGAGGAAGGGAGGGGGUCAUCGUGAAAGUUUACCUUUUAGACAUGUUUGAACGCGUUUCGGGAAUACUUGAAGUCGAGGCUUUCACAACAGCCAAUCAAAAUGAGGAGGAUGUUGAAAGAGAACUCGAAUUGAUCCCGCUAAAUGUGAGGAAUCGUUUGCAAGAAAGUCGUCAUUUUUUGCAGUUUGGCGCAGAUUUUGGUCGAGCUUCUUGGGGGUAAAAAAAAAAACUUGGGCUGUUUCUGAUCAUUUGAAUGCUCAAACAAAGCUACUUCUUACCAUUUACACCAUAACAUCAAUAGUUAUUUUCUUGCCUCUGUUCUCUGUACGUUUCCUAUAGUAUUGACUAGUGUUUGACAGUCGGGAGCUUCUUAGACAGGUGAUCAUUUUCUCUAUUUUCACAACGUUCACAUUUGAUUUAAGGAUGAUCCUACAAGGAGAAAUUACAAGCCCGUCACUCUUAGGAUUGAAAGGUUUAAUUGAUAUCGUACCACUCAAACUGAGUAUAGUCACCAGCUGAUUAUCACGUUUUUUGUGUGUCUGUGUGUGCUGAUUUAUUUACAGCGAUAUCGUUGUUGUCUGCGGCGGUGUUAUUCCACCUCAAGACUAUCAGUUCCUUUAUGAUUCUGGAGUUCACUGCAUCUUCGGUCCCGGUGAGUGUAAGCGAUGGCGCAUGUGUGAGUUGAAAACUGCGCGGUGACGUUACGAGUUUCGCGUGAGAAAGAGAGAGAAAGCACCUUUGGUUUAAGUGUUCUAAAACCAAACCAAAGUAAUCACAGCAGUGAAUCAGAAAAAAUUGUUUAAACGCGGGAAAACGCGAGUAACCAAGUUGCGGUUGGUUUUUCUUUUGCAAUCAUUUGAGUGAGUGAGAAUGUGGUUUUGCAGACCAAUCAUGUAGCGAAUUAUAGCAUAACCAAUGCUAACCUGGAUAAUUUCCAAUACUCAAUUGAUAAUGGCUCGAUCACGUCACUCAUUUGAAAGCCUCCUGUGGUGUGGUGAUGUAGCAUGAAUGUAUUUUUUGGUCAAGUCCUUUUCCUUCCCCCAAUUUUCUCUAUUUUCUGUCCAAACUUAAGUUGCUCUUUAUUGUUCUUUUCUCAGGAACACGCAUCCCAGCGGCGGCCAUGGAUGUCCUAGAAGCUAUUCAGAACAAUGAUGCUGACCAAAAGACAGCUGCAUAAUCUAACAAGCCAAACUCUAGACCGGUUUUCAUAACACAGGCCCUCAAGUCUAAUUGAAGGGUCACGUUAUCUCAAAAAAUUCUGAAGUUUCUCCUGUGGCGUUACAAAGGGGAAUUUUCCCGUUUAAACUGAAAUCCCUCGAUAGUCAAAAUUUUCAGGCUCCCUUUAUCUUAAUAUUUUUGGGGUUACCCUUCCUAAAAAAACUCACCAAAUGUAAUGCGUUGCCGUCUCCCUUAAAUCCUCCCACUGCAUCAUUCUUUAUUGUUCCUCCUUUUAAGUGCUGAUUAAUGUAAUUAAGUUAUGACACCUUUUUACUGUAAAUACGAAAUGUAAAAAGAGCUCGUUAUCAACGCAUUUAUGUUAGUGAACUCGUACCCAGCGAUCUCUCAUUAGUUCCUUUUAUUGAUAGGCGCGCGGAGAGAGAUGGGUCGCCUUCCUUUGGAACUCUUGGUCGCGCGCGUACCUCCCUGACUCGUUCCAAUCUCUCUCUCGCUUUCAAAUAUCAAUAACUGAGACUAGGGAUAAGUUUAAACUUGAGGAGCACUCAGAGAGACUUCAAUGAUGUUAUGGAACUAUGAACAGACAAGCUAUUUCAGCGAAAAAACGAAGUCAGGAAUGAGUGAGAGACUAUUUUCUGCGCGGUAGGAAGAUGGAGAAGAUGGAGUAAAUGAAAAGGAGACUCAAAUGACAAUGCUACAAAAAGAAAACUUGUUAACAUUUCAUUCAUUCUUGUUUGUUUG
Pocillopora meandrina is the source of this 15527-nucleotide messenger RNA. NCBI's taxonomy places the organism in Eukaryota, Metazoa, Cnidaria, Anthozoa, Scleractinia, Pocilloporidae. The record is from the annotation of a GenBank genome assembly.